Messenger RNA from Panicum virgatum (switchgrass), 718 nucleotides. RefSeq lists its product as uncharacterized. The record is from RefSeq and is a predicted model, not a curated record. The transcript has 2 exons. Lineage: Eukaryota; Viridiplantae; Streptophyta; Magnoliopsida; Poales; Poaceae. Bases 7 to 471 code for a protein of 154 amino acids. Gene Ontology annotation, molecular function: nucleic acid binding; zinc ion binding.
UUACAUAUGAGCCACAUGGCCAUCAAGCUCAAAACAAUGGACAUGCCUUUGCCAGAAUCGUUCCUUGUUCAGCUGAUCUUCAAGUCCCUACCAAAGGAGUUUGCGACCUUUCAUGUCAACUACAACACCUUUCCAGAAAAUUGGGACAUUGAGAAGCUGAUUGGCAUGUGCAUUCAAGAAGAAGAUCGCCUUCAGCAUGCCAAUGGUGGCGAGCUUGUUUUUGCAGUACAGCAAAAGAAAAGGAAUUAUCAAAACAGGAGACCUUUCCCACCAGGCAAACAUCAGAAGGAGAGUGGCCCUUCCAAACUACCUCAGCGCAAUGUCCAGAAAAACCGGAAGAAUUUCCCAGUUGAAAGAGAUCAGUUCCUUGAGUGCAAAGGAAGAGGGCACUACAAGAGGGAUUGUCCGAAGUUUCUGAAAAAACUGCUAGAAGAAGGGGGAAAGUAUGAGGAGAAGCCUGCCAAGCGGUAGAAGAAGAAUUAAAGUUGCAAACGGACUAGAAGCAGAAGUCGAAGCCAUCACAUAAUUUCAUUUACAGUUAAAUAGUGGCUUUGUACUUUGUCAUAGAGAUGUUCUCUAUGUACCGUCUUUGCAAAGAAACUUAAUAAGUGUAUCGAGAUUAGAUGAUGACUCAAUUAAUUGCUAUUUUGGAGAUGGCAAGUGUGAGAUAUUAUUUGAUAAAGAAUGUGUUGGUCUUGCCUUCUGACAAGAGAAGUUA